Thalassophryne amazonica is the source of this 951-nucleotide messenger RNA. It is a transcript of the gene tmem125b, whose product is annotated as transmembrane protein 125b. The coding region runs from base 195 to 899 and encodes 234 amino acids. The record is from RefSeq and is a predicted model, not a curated record. The transcript is spliced from 2 exons. Lineage: Eukaryota; Metazoa; Chordata; Actinopteri; Batrachoidiformes; Batrachoididae.
ACUCCAAAGGAUGUCUGUCCAGCAGCAUGAUGCACCAGUGUCAACAGCUGUGGGAUUUUCCAAAAUAAACAGUGGAGCAUUUUGACCAUGACGGACUGGUGGGAUGUAGAUAAGCACGUGACACCAGAUGUCAGUCUGAGUGUGGCCUUGCUGAGCUGUGAGUGGAGAGGAGGAGACUCACUCAGACCACUGCCAUGGCUUUCUAUCAACAACACCACAAUCUGCGACUUCUUCAAAGCCUCCGUCUGGAUCCCGUUCCUAUCCAGCGACGCGUGCUAGAUGAUCAGGUGGAGUUGUGGUGGUUCAGAGAGCCGCGCAACUCCCUGCUGUGUUACUGUACCUCUGUGGUUUUGGUUCUGGGGCUGGGCUUUGGCGGAGUGGGCCUCCUAUCCACCACCACUAGUCUGUCCGGAGAAUGGCGCCUCGGGGUGGGCACCACGCUCUGUCUUCUGGCUCUCGCUGUUCUCCUCAAGCAACUCCUUAGCUCUGCCAUUCAGGAUAUGAAUUGUGUGCGCAGUCGACGUCGGAUAGAGCAGCUGAGGAGCGGCGGCCUGGCGGAUCCGGUGCUGAUUCUGGCUGUGGGGCUGGUGCUGAUGCUAUGUGGGACUGUGCUACUCUGUGUGGUGACAGCCGGCAACCAAGUCACCCAGGGCCCAGACACCUGGGAUAUGCUGGUGUCUGGUUUGGUGAUGUUGUCUGCAGGAGGAGGUAUGGCACUGGCUGUUGUGGGCUACAGCUGCCUACAAUACCUUAGAAGAAGACGGGAGCAGAGAAGAAGGAUGAUGAUGAGAAGGAGCCGAGCGAGGAGGCUUCAAGCUGACAGGGUGUUCAUUGUCUCAGGAGGACAAUCAGGUCAGGACAGUAGGGACACUGCAUCCAGCAGCACCAGGUUGAUCUAAUGAACGCUUCAAAUCAAAGAGGAAAAAAACUGGUCAAGCAGAACUCCAAUGG